AUAAACCAGCUCUGGUGGGAUUCAUCUCUGUGGGGACAGAGCUAAAGCUAAACACAUGCGAACGGAGUCAUUUGUAUUGUGCGAGAGUUAAGGUAAGUCUUACUGCGGUUUAUUCAGGAACAGUGAGGACCUAUCAGGAUAAUAUGCAGUUCAUGCUGCUGUUCAGUCGGCAGGGGAAGCUGCGGCUGCAGAAAUGGUACGUUGCCCUGUCCGACACACAGAAAAAGAAGAUCUCCCGUGAGGUGAUCCAGAUGGUGCUAGCACGCAAACCCAAGAUGUGCAGUUUCCUGGAGUGGAGAGACUUGAAAAUCGUCUACAAGAGAUAUGCCAGCCUGUAUUUCUGCUGUGCCGUGGAAGACCAGGAGAAUGAACUAAUAACCCUUGAGAUCAUCCACAGAUACGUAGAGCUGUUGGACAAGUAUUUUGGCAGUGUUUGUGAGCUAGACAUCAUCUUCAACUUUGAGAAGGCGUACUACAUAUUGGAUGAGUUUAUACUGGGUGGAGAAGCUCAGGAGACUUCUAAGAAGAUUGUCUUGAAGGCCAUUGAACAGGCAGAUAUGUUGCAAGAGGAAGCAGAAGCUCCACGCAGUGUACUGGAGGAGAUUGGACUAACAUAGACCUGAAGAGAACAUACCUAUCUGUCCAUCAAGAAACCUUUUAUUUUUCUUCUUUAGGUUGGUCCUUAUUGUACAUUUGUAUUCAGAUUCAUCAGUCACCAAAACAGAUGUGUUGUUCACCAUCUUGUAUUCAUAUCAUGUAAAAAAAUGAACAUGCCUGGGUUUACUCAAACAUUAAGGGAAAUUACCACACUAACUUGCUUCUCCACACUAAGUCUUCUUGUGGGUAGGUUUCUUGGAGCACUACCUGACAAUGUAGCUGUUAGCAUUAAUUUCUGAGUCAGUAUGUGUAUAACUGUGAGAACUGUAGCCUCAUUAUAACCCAGAACAAGUAAUCUUUAUUAGUCUUUUAAUUGACACUUCUGCAUUAAUAUGCCAUAUUACCUCAUUGUAUGCCCUCCACUGCCUUAAGACUCACUUUCACAGUUGGUGUACUUGGCCAGCAUUUUAUGCAACUUGGUGGAAGUUCAUUUGUGCUCAAUAGAGACUAAAUGCAUCUGUUUGUAAGAAAUUGAAUUAGGUGUUUGGGACCAAAUAUUAUAUGCUGACAAGGAAAAAGGGGAAUAUUAUAAACAGAAUAUAUAAAGACCUGCUUGUAAAUUAUGUGUAAGAUUUAAUAGAUCAAAAUGUAAAAAGUAAUAACUUUCAUUGGUCAGUAUUUUGUGGAUUAAAAAAGGCACAUAUGUCAGUAUUAGAAAUGGCAUUUCUUAGCAUACCGUACUGAGUGUUUCUGUACACUGGGUCUGGAUGCUCCCUGAACAUUUUAGUGGAUUCUCUGCGUUAACAAACUCACUGAAACUUUGAAGGGGUGUGUUAAUGUGCUGAUUAGAUGAAUCAGUUGUGUUAGAUUCUGAGAAACACUAAAAUGUGCAGGGAAGGGUGACUCGUGUAACAAGGCUGAGAGAGACUUUUUUUGGAUAGUUUACCAGGGAUGGAAUAAGCCUAGACUUGGACAAAAGCAGGUGAUUUACCACCUGAAUGGUGAUUUGCCAUUGCAGUUAAGACCAAUAUUAGGUUUAAAUAUUAAGAGAAUUAAGGAUGAGUACAUGCAUUGCAUUGCAUUGCAUUGUUAAAAAGGUAUUUCAUAUUUUGAUUCCUUACUUAAAUGGAUAUCUUAAAACUCUUGCACAGUCAGUGGAAAUGCGUAAUUUUCCCCUGGGGAUCUUGCAAAGAGAAUUCAACAAGAUUUUCAAAGAGAUAACCACAAUAAUGAUGCAUAUUUUGAAUCUUUUCCAGUGUUAUAUCAUUGUUGCACUAAUCAAACACAAGUACAUAGUGACAUUGUAAGCCAUAAUCCCCAUCUGUCCAAUAGAAGAAAAAAGGGAUUUUGGACAAUCUUAAUAUAUGUCUUAUACUAAACACUUAACUCAACUGCUAACUUCAAGAAAUACUUUCCAGGUUUCAGAUUAUUUUUCAUGCCAAAGAACCAACAUUUCUCUUCUAUUCCUUUUCGUAUCAAUGGUUUUCAUUUGACACUGUGAUUCACUAUGUAGCCUAUCUCUUGCAAAUACUAAGGUUCUUUGAAAAUAAAAUGCAAUUUUGUUAAA
Messenger RNA from Astyanax mexicanus (Mexican tetra), 2164 nucleotides. It is a transcript of the gene ap1s2, whose product is annotated as adaptor related protein complex 1 subunit sigma 2. Bases 144 to 617 code for a protein of 157 amino acids. Lineage: Eukaryota; Metazoa; Chordata; Actinopteri; Characiformes; Acestrorhamphidae. Gene Ontology annotation, molecular function: clathrin-cargo adaptor activity. The transcript is spliced from 5 exons. The record is from RefSeq and is a predicted model, not a curated record. Gene Ontology annotation, biological process: vesicle-mediated transport; intracellular protein transport. Gene Ontology annotation, cellular component: AP-1 adaptor complex; intracellular membrane-bounded organelle; membrane coat.